UCACUGCGACCUCGCGUGACGCUCGUCACGCACUUCCGGUCCCCCGGUGAUUCGUUAUACAUAAUUCUUUUUGAACAAAAUGUGGUAGCUGCGAGACUGUAAGCCUCCUCCGGCUCGUCAGGAUCAGUCAAACAGGAGCAUGAGCGUGUGUUGUCCCCGCUGACGCAGAUGGAGGAUUCAGACGGCGCUCCGACACCGGGCUCAUCAGCUGUCCCUGAAAGAAGCAAUGCCCGACCCGCCGGCCGUUCAGGUCCGUCCAGGCCCUCCAGGCACCGGGAGAACCAAUCCAAGUCACCAAGGCGACGUCGGGAAGGAAAGAGGUCACAGCGACAGGGGGAUGGUCACGAACAGCUGCUCUGGGAGAUCGAGCGGCGCAGGUUGCCAGGCCAACACGAGCACUCGGAGCCCUCCGGCUCCACCAGCGACACAGCGGAAAGUUCACCUAAGAGGAGAGCUCACUUCCUACAUGGACCGUAUCCAGCCACUCAUUUCGGACCCAAAGCCUGUAUUCUUCCCAACCCGACGUCAGUCAUGCACAUCCAGGACCCGGCCAGCCAGCGGCUCACCUGGAACAAGCCUCCGGUCAACGUGUUGGUCAUCAGGAAGAUACGCGAUGAAAGCCUGGUGGAGCCCUUCAAGGAGCUGUGCCGGUUUCUAGUGGAGGAGAAGCAGAUGAUGGUCUACGUGGAGCGACGGGUCGCCGACGACGACACGCUCUGCAAGGACGAGGCUUUCGGCACUAUCCGGAAUCAGCUGUGCACCUUCAGAGAGGGCUUCGAUGACAUCUCGGACUGCAUCGACCUGAUCAUCUGCCUGGGAGGCGACGGCACGCUGCUCUACGCCUCCUCCCUCUUCCAGGGAAGCGUUCCGCCCGUCAUGGCGUUCCACCUCGGCUCCCUCGGCUUCCUGACGCCGUUUAAAUUCGAGUCGUACAAAACCGAAGUGGCCAAAGUGUUUGAAGGGAACGCAGCCAUUACCCUGCGCAGCCGGCUGAAGGUGAAGGUGGUGAAGGACUUGCUGCAGUCUGCGCGCGGCCGGGACCAGCAGCAGGAACACAACGGCCUGGCUCCUCGGGGACACUCCGGCAGCGAGGCCGGCAAAGUCACACUGCAGCUGCAGGUGCUGAAUGAGGUGGUGGUUGACCGAGGCCCCUCGUCCUACUUGUCAAACGUGGACUUGUACCUGGAUGGACGUCUCAUCACUUCAGUCCAGGGCGACGGCGUGAUUGUGUCGACCCCUACCGGCAGCACGGCGUACGCCGCGGCCGCCGGGGCGUCCAUGAUUCAUCCCAACGUGCCGGCCAUUAUGGUCACGCCCAUCUGCCCGCACUCGCUCUCCUUCAGGCCCAUCGUGGUUCCCGCUGGGGUGGAGCUCAUGAUCACGUUGUCUCCUGACGCCAGGAACACCGCCUGGGUCUCAUUUGAUGGGAGGAAGCGGCAGGAGAUCCAGCAUGGCGACUGCAUUAAAAUCACCACGUCGUGUUUCCCGGUGCCGUCCAUCUGCUGCCACGACCUGGUGUACGACUGGUUCGAGAGCCUGGCUCAGUGUCUGCACUGGAACGUUCGGAAGAGGCAGGCGCGACUGACCGAGGCGUCCGACUCUUCAGACACGGAAAACUGACCUGUCUUCAGCUGGAGCCGCCGCCUGAGUCUGGCCUGUUGGUGGUGAAGAUCAGUGAACCUCUGGUCCUCACAGUCCUGAUAGAUUUGAACCCAUUUUUUAUUGUCGACAUUGAGAAAAAGAUCUGCACAUGACCGUUUCAAAACCACAACAUAAAGAGCCACGACAAAGACUUGUGUACCUUUGUAAAUAAAACACAAUCGGUCCGUUUCGUCAGGUUAUAUUUAUAUUUUUUUCAAAGGGAGCCUACGGUGGAAUGUUACAUGAGUCUCUGGCAUCCAGCCUCCUGCGUGUGCGUCGGUCAGAGAACACGACAUUACAUGAUAUUUAUUUCCCUUCUGCUGUAUAACUGUGUUUCACAAUCAUUUUGAGAGAGAAAUAAAAGCUCAGCCUCUC
This is a messenger RNA of Synchiropus splendidus (mandarinfish), 2016 nucleotides long. RefSeq names its product NAD kinase b (gene nadkb). Gene Ontology annotation, biological process: NADP+ biosynthetic process; NAD+ metabolic process. The transcript is spliced from 12 exons. Lineage: Eukaryota; Metazoa; Chordata; Actinopteri; Syngnathiformes; Callionymidae. Gene Ontology annotation, molecular function: NAD+ kinase activity. The coding region runs from base 169 to 1620 and encodes 483 amino acids. The record is from RefSeq and is a predicted model, not a curated record.